AUGGUCGGCUUCAAGCGCUUUGCUAUCCUCGCUGCUGCGGCCUGCGGCUUCGCUGCUCCCGUCGAGAAGCCCUCUGAGUUCUCUGUCCAGACCGUUCCCAACGGCUGGAUCGUCACCCUCAAGGAGGGCGUCUCUGCCCGCGACCUCGACGGCCACUUGGACUGGGUCAGCCAGCUCCAGAGCCGCAACCUCGACAAGCGUGCCUUCGCUGGUAUCGAGCGCAACUACUCCUUCAACAAGUUCCACGGCUACUCUGGAAAGUUCGACGAUGCCACCAUUGAGGAGAUCAAGAAGAACCCUGAUGUCGUCGCCGUUGAGCGUGACCAGAUCUGGACUCUCUUCGCCAUCGUGAGCCAGACCGGUGCUCCUUGGGGCCUGGGUACUAUUUCCCACAAGACCUCCGGCUCUACCACCUACGUCUACGACAACGCCGCCGGUACUGGCACCUACGCCUACGUCGUCGACUCCGGCAUCAACACUGCCCACACCAACUUCGGUGGCCGUGCUACUCUCGGCUACAACGCCGCCGGCGGUGCCCACACCGACACCCUCGGCCACGGCACUCACGUUGCCGGAACCAUCGGCUCCACCACCUACGGUGUCGCUAAGCUCACCACCCUGGUUUCCGUCAAGGUCUUCGUCGGCAACUCUGCCUCCACCUCCGUCAUUCUCGCCGGUUACAACUGGGCUGUGAACGACAUCACCAGCAACGGCCGCGCCGGCAAGUCCGUCAUCAACAUGUCCCUCGGCGGUCCCUCUUCCACCGCUUGGACCACUGCCAUCAACUCCGCCUACAACGCCGGUGUCACCACCGUCGUCGCUGCCGGUAACGAUGCCCAGAACGCCGCCAACGUCUCCCCCGCCAACGCCGCCAACGCUAUCACCGUCGGUGCCAUCACCAGCACCUGGGCCAUCGCCUCCUACUCCAACUACGGCACUUCCCUCGACGUUUUCGCCCCCGGCUCCUCCAUCCUCUCCACCUGGAUCGGCUCCACCACCGCCACUAACACCAUCUCCGGCACCUCCAUGGCCUCCCCCCACGUCGCCGGCCUCGUCAACUACCUCCAGUCCGUCGAGGGCCUGUCCACCCCCGCCUCGAUCGCCGCCCGCAUCAAGGCGCUGGCCACCCCCAACAAGAUCACCGGCACCCUCAACAGCUCCCCCAACCUGAUUGCCUACAACGGCAACGGCGCCUAA
Messenger RNA from Colletotrichum chrysophilum, 1197 nucleotides. Its product is annotated as proteinase B. The coding region runs from base 1 to 1197 and encodes 398 amino acids. Gene Ontology annotation, biological process: proteolysis. The transcript has 2 exons. The record is from RefSeq and is a predicted model, not a curated record. Gene Ontology annotation, molecular function: serine-type endopeptidase activity. NCBI's taxonomy places the organism in Eukaryota, Fungi, Ascomycota, Sordariomycetes, Glomerellales, Glomerellaceae.